UUAAUCACUGUGUUGUGUGUUGCUGGCCGCCGUUGGAACGUCGCGGGGAGAAGCGUCGCUUGCCGGAGAUAUCAUCAUACAACCGGCACCACACCAGAGUUCAUUGCUAGUUCGUUGCCCAUACGAUGAGACAAUCUCCGAGUAAGCCACCACUCACUCGUUGGCGGUGGACAGGUGGACACACAGACAGCGGAAAGACGCCGUCGGGCACGCUGGACGGGCAGUUCAAACAGCUGCGGGCCAUGGAGGAGGACGGCGGCGCGCCCCGGGCUUCGUCGCCGAGGCCGUCAACCUCUUCAUCCGCGAGCUCGCCGGCCUCAUGAAGCAGCCCGUGGUGGACGUCGACAAGGCGGACGCCCUGGUGCGUCAGCUCAAGGGGAGCUGCAUCAGCAUUGGUGCUAAGAAACUGAGCGUCUCCUGCACGCACUUCCGUCAGUUCUAUAAGGAAAAACCCAAAGGAUGCCUCUUUGUGCUGACUCUUUUGAGGAAUGAGUUUUAUGAUGUGCGCAACAAGUUCCAGACCAUGAUGCAUCUGGAGCAGCAGAUCGCAGCCUAUGGUCCUAAAUAGUAGCAAUUGGAAAAAAAAAGCACCCCAUGCGAUCCCUCCCAAGAUGGGGUGUAUUUAUCUCUGAAGAUGCAAACAAUGUUCAACAUGCAUGUGUCAGGCUUUCGGGUGGUUAUAAAAUAAAAUGAGGAAUCUUGCGUAGUAACUCUAGUCUAGCAACUCUUAAAAAAAAUUCGUCAGGUGUCUAUGUCUCUGUCAAGUCUAUAUGGGCUUCCCCGCCCAAUGCAAUUUGUAAACUCUUUACCUGGUUGGUUGGUUAAUGGUGUCUUCCUUUUGUCA
Molecule: messenger RNA, 844 nt
Organism: Triticum aestivum (bread wheat)
Lineage: Eukaryota; Viridiplantae; Streptophyta; Magnoliopsida; Poales; Poaceae
Product: histidine-containing phosphotransfer protein 2
Exons: 6
Coding region: 320-568 (82 amino acids)
Biological process (GO): phosphorelay signal transduction system; phosphorylation; cytokinin-activated signaling pathway
Cellular component (GO): nucleus; cytoplasm
Molecular function (GO): histidine phosphotransfer kinase activity; protein histidine kinase binding
Source: RefSeq, a predicted model, not a curated record